Plasmopara halstedii is the source of this 168-nucleotide messenger RNA. RefSeq lists its product as uncharacterized. The transcript has 2 exons. The coding region runs from base 1 to 168 and encodes 55 amino acids. Lineage: Eukaryota; Oomycota; Peronosporomycetes; Peronosporales; Peronosporaceae. The record is from RefSeq and is a predicted model, not a curated record.
AUGGCUUGGCUAAGGUUAUACUUUCACAACUAUUGUGCAUUUAACGCUUACUUGGCAAGGCUCUAUACCAAUUUUCUUGGAAAAGAUGCCCAAUGGUGUCAAAAUGUAGCUGAAGGAGCGUUAUUUGAGAUCUUUGGCCUCUGCCACAUUCUAAGUAGUAGUGAAUAA